This is a messenger RNA of Ostreococcus tauri, 2253 nucleotides long. Its product is annotated as Tetratricopeptide repeat. The record is from RefSeq and is a predicted model, not a curated record. Lineage: Eukaryota; Viridiplantae; Chlorophyta; Mamiellophyceae; Mamiellales; Bathycoccaceae. Bases 1 to 2253 code for a protein of 750 amino acids. The transcript has 7 exons. Gene Ontology annotation, molecular function: protein binding.
AUGACGGCGAUGACGGGGGAGAACGAGUUCGAGACGUCGAGAGAUUUUCAUAGCGUCAAGCUGGAGUACUUCAAGACCAAGGCGCGGGAGGCGCUGGCGCGUGGGAACCAUAGAGAGGCGUACGAGACGUACACGAAAUGUUUGAAGGAGCUCGCGCCGAAGGACGCGAACGAGCGGGCGAGACUGUUGAGCAAUCGCUCGAUGGCGUACGCCAAAUCGGCAAACUAUAAGGCGGCUCUCGAGGAUGCGAACGCGGCGAUAUCGGCUUCACCAAACUUCGCCAAGGCGUGGUGGCGGAAAGCAUCCGCGCACGUUGGUUUGAGACAGUUUCCGGAUGCGCUCUCGGCGUACAAGGUAUCGCUCGAACGUCAAGUCGAAGGGGAAGAGGGCGUCUUCAAAGAGCACGUCAAGUCUAUAAAUCGUACGAUUACGUCAUUCACGCGCGAGCAGUUGGGGAAUUGGAUCCUUGAAGAGUUGACAGAGAUGGAGAAGCGCGAGCUCAUCGAACCCGCGCACCUCGAAAGGGUCACUUCUCUCGAAAUGCUCGAGGGUAUGUUUCGACAGAUAAAAACCAUCAACGAACACAGCAACGCGCCGGGAGAUUAUUAUAGAUUUGUCCAGCACUGGAGCGUGUACGGGAUGAGCGUACCGAUGGCGUACAUUCAACGAGCUGGCAUGUAUCGAAACGCGAUGUGUUUCAAGCAAGCGCGCACGGACGCCGCGGCGGCACUCAUUUUGUUACAAGACGAUCCCUCUAUCGCCGUGAAGGAGGAGGAGAUGAGUUUCACGUAUAAAAUGGAUGACUUCGCAGCGUACUCUUACGACAAAGUCAUCGCGAAAGCUUGGGCAUGGUUCGAAAUGGGUGGUGCAUACGAGGAAGAGGGCGCUGGGGACGUGCGCUCAGCAGCUAAGUGUUUCGGUGCCAUCUCGCAGUUGGGUGUCAAAUAUCCCCAGUUCGCGAACGCGUUUAAGAGUAUAUGCUCUAGAAUGAAGGACAUCGACGCUGGAACGGUUCUGAGUGACAUUAACGACCAGUUCUGUGUCGCUGAGUAUGGUUUGCGCACCACUGUGACCGGCGCGGUCACGUACUUGGUUUCUGUCGCUGUUCAGUUUCGCAGUGGCACACUCGUAGAUUUCAGCUCUCGAACCCGGGACUGUUUCCGUGAAAGCGUCGCCGCGGCCGCGACGGUUGGUAAAGACAAAGUACUGAUCGAAAAUGUGCGUGCUGAUGAGCAGCAAGGAAUCGCAGUGACAUAUCGCAUCAUGACGGGUGAAGAUAAAUUAAAAUCAGAGGAAUUAGUGAUAAGGGCACAAUCGCUCGAGGUGAACCUACUCGGAGGGUCGCAGGUUGAGGAGAUCAUGGGAAAACCAUCUCAUGUAUCGAGCGAAGUGAAGGAGCUGAGGACCGAAGACUUCGUAGAUCACGUCAACAGCCUUCAACGAAUAAUCUUGUCGACUUUGAAGAGCGGUAAAGAGAUCGUUGUCGCCGAGAGGCCACCGAAGGAAAUGGAGCUUCCAUAUCGAACUUAUAAAUUAGUUUACAACGACGGUGUUCCCGUCGAGAGAAUCAAUAAAUCGGGGUAUAUGAUGUCCCAGGUGCAUUACUCGGCUCAAGGAAUGCACAAGCGUGAAGUCUGGGCCGAAAUGAUGGACAAGUCGUGCAGAUGGCACCAGAGUUCGUCUGAGAUCGCUGUACAGGCUCUGCGGGUACCGAAGGAUGCAAAGAAGCAAGAUCUCGACGUCUGCAUCACGACAUCCACCGUGAGAGUGUCGUGUCGCACGAGUGGAAGAACUUACCUCGAGGGAGAGUUAUUUCGCCCGAUCAUACCAGAAGAGUCAGCAUGGGUACAUCUCGGUGGAGAAGACGACGACGGCUUCGUGUUGUAUUUGAAGAAGAUGAACUUGGAGCUCUUCAAAGGGAAAGACUCCAAGCCGAGUGACAGCUGGUGGGAUCGUCUAUUUAAUUCUCACGGUGACAUUCGUUUCGACGACUACGACAAAGACUUCACGGAUCUCCCCGCACCCAUUGCAGAGACGAUCGCAAGACGAGAAGCUCUGUCCGACGUGACGUCCAGAAUUGAAGAGGGAGAGCACCAAGAGCGAGAGAAGGCGCGGGAACGCGAUGAUUUGCGCAAACGCAGCAGGCAAGAGCGGCUUGCGCAGCUCCGUGGGGGCAAGUUCUUGAAUUGGGUUGAUCUCAACAGAAGAAAUCCCGAACCGAAUCCGUUGGCCAAUAAUUCGGGUGGGGAUUGA